AUGGUUCUGUGUUGUUUCAGGAAGAGCACCAUAGUGCGUAUGUUGUUCCGGUUUUAUGAGCCCCCGAAUGGAAACAUCUACAUCGCUGGACAGAACAUCAGAGACGAUGCAGUGCUCUUCCACAACACCAUCUUCUACAACCUUCAGUACGGGAACAUCAACGCCACGCCAGAGGAGGUGUACCAGGUGGCACGGCUGGCAGGGAUCCACGAUGCCAUCCUUAGGAUGCCCCACGGAUACGACACUCAGGUCGGCGAGAGGGGACUCAAACUGUCAGGUGGGGAGAAGCAGCGUGUGGACAUAGCCAGGGCCAUACUGAAGAACCCUCCUAUCCUGCUGUAUGAUGAAGCUACGUCCUCACUGGACUCUAUCAUUGAGGAGGUAACCCCCACACAAUACAGAAUCACCUGUUGUCUCUUCUGCAGCUCAAUUUACCAACCAAUCAAUCAGCUCAGUAGAUGUUAGGGGAUAGAGUACACUGUGCCCUGAACUUGGAGAGAAUAGGCCACGUCAUAUUAUACGUUUCUUACUGAAUUACAUUUAGAUGUGUAUUGCUUUCUUAUUGUGAAGCUUUUUAUAAGGGCCUAUGUAAAUAUCAUCAGGAGCACACAGGGGUGUGCAGGAGGGGUGAUGAUGACUGGAGAUAUUUAUGGCUGUUGUUGUGUUGACUUAGUUGUUUUAAUAGCAUUUCUCAGAGAAACCGGGUCCAUAUAUAUCAUGUCUGUCAUAUUGGCAUCGGUGUGCUCCUAGAACAUUCUAGAACUAUUUGUAAUACUUGAUGUUCCUGUGUUGUUUCUAUAGUGUUCUAGAACUAUUUCUAAUACUGAUGUUCCUGUGUUCCAUAAUAAUGGCGCCGUAGGGGAUGGCUGCCAUUUUACGGGCUCCAAACUAGUGAUGCACCGAUAUGACAUUUUUGGCCGAUAUCGAUAAUUU
Messenger RNA from Salmo salar (Atlantic salmon), 933 nucleotides. NCBI's taxonomy places the organism in Eukaryota, Metazoa, Chordata, Actinopteri, Salmoniformes, Salmonidae. The record is from RefSeq and is a predicted model, not a curated record.